CCAGAGCCUCCGACCCGCUCCUAAACUCAGGGUUUUUAGGGAAACCUUCCGUCGCUCUGCCGCGACUCCCUGGGCCGACUUUCCCAUUUGGAAGAGGCUCGAUGCAGAAGAAUGAAACGUGUUCUUUGAGCCGUUCCUCCUCCCCUUCCCCCGCCCCACCGUAGCGGAAGGCGGGGCCCGGGAAGACGUGAGCUCUGCGCACGCGCAGCGCGGCCCACGUGGAACCGGCUCAGGGGCGACCAUUCUGAAGACAGGAGGAGCUAAUGCCCAGAGCAGCACGUAACUGUAAGUGCAGCCAGGAUUGGAAGAGCAUACAAUUUGGAUGUGGGAAACCAGUUGUGACUCUGGCACGGCACUUAACCGGAGUGUUUCCUCCUCCACACACAGGCCAUCACACAGGAAUCGGCGUCUUCAGAAUGGCCGCAGCCCCCCAGGCCCCAGGGAGGGGCUCUGUGCGGAAGACCAGACCUUUACCUGUGAAGACGUCAUUGAACAACCCGUAUACCAUCCGCUGGGGUGCCCUGGACAGGGAGGAUAUGCACUUCAUCCUACAGACCCUGGAGGACAGGAUUAAAUCUCUCGGGCUUCAGAAGACCGAGGACAGGAAGAGAAAGAAAAAGCUGCCCGCCUUGAAAACACAGCGCGGAGACACGUGCAGCAUGGACGUGGACACUGGUGAGGGUGUGAAGGAGGAAAAGCCCGAAGGCGGGCCCCAGGCGUCAGGGUGGACCCCUGCUGAAGUCAGAAAGCAGCUUGCCAUCGGCGUCAACGAGGUCACCAGAGCCUUGGAGAGGAACGAGCUGCUCUUGGUCUUGGCGUGCAAGUCGGCCAAGCCGGCCAUCGUCACCGCACACCUGGUGCCGCUGAGCGCCAGCAGAGGUGUGCCCGCCUGCCAGGUGCCCCGGCUCAGCGAGAGGCUCGCGCCCGCCCUGGGCCUGACGUGCGUCCUGGCCUUGGGGUUCAAAAGAAACACGGCUGCCUUUGCGGAGGAGGUGAGGGCCAUCAUCCCCAGGGUGCCCCGUCCGGACGUGCCGUGGCUCCGGGACACACUCGAAGACCCCGGGGGGGACCGGGGGGUGGAAUCUUUGGAAAGCCGAGACAGAGAGAUCUUGGACACUUCCUUCGAAGACCUCUCUAAACCCAAGAGAAAGCCCGCCGAGGGUCAGCAGGCUGCAGUGUUACAACCCCUGAAAAUAAAGAAACUGAUUCCAAACCCCAAUAAGAUAAGGAAACCACCCAAAAGCAAAAAAACGGCUUCAAAGUAAUCUUGUAUAAACCUGUCACUUCAUACAGUUGUAAAACGACACCUCGUAGAGAAGCCUUGAAAUGAAUA
Molecule: messenger RNA, 1333 nt
Organism: Kogia breviceps (pygmy sperm whale)
Lineage: Eukaryota; Metazoa; Chordata; Mammalia; Artiodactyla; Physeteridae
Source: RefSeq, a predicted model, not a curated record